CUGCCGUGGUCUGGGAAGUGGCUCUUCUUCACUCUAUCUUCCAUGGCCUGAACUAAGUUUCUGAAAAUUCUCAGUCGUUGGGGAAGAUGUAAUGGGAACGGUUGCGGUGUUUGUUAGCAAUUACGAAGAGAAAUACCGAUCUUGAAGGUCAUCAAAUUAUAAGACGAAGGUAACUUCACAUAUUUGUUGUUUUCGAACGAGGAGAAACUGUUCAACGAGCGAUGUAAGUGAACCUUUGAAUUUGAUUGUUUUGUCCAAAGAAUUUGAACUCCUUCGAAAACCUACCAAAAAUUGACAGAUAAAAUGGAUGAUGAAGUAAAGCAAAGGCGGCCAGCAGAAAAAGACGUCAUUACAGAAUGCAUCGGGGAAUUCGGUCGUUGGCAGCUGAUGAUGAACGUCUUGUUAUCCUUGGUCAACAUCCCUUGCACCUUCCACUUGUAUAUACCCAACUUCAUAACGGAAACGCCUGCGACCUGUGCCAAACCCGAAAACAGUUCACUUACUCAGGAGCAGUGGAUGAACCUGAGCGCUUUGGAUGGCCAGAACGAUAUGUGCGCUUUUAGGGACUUGGAUUACAGCCUUAUGUACAAAAACCUUAGUCAACUACAAAGCAACAGAAGCCUUCCUUGCAGCAGAUGGGACUACGAUACCUCACAUUUGGGCCUCACGUUAGUUACCGAAUGGGAUUUGGUUUGUGACCGAAAGUAUUUGCUAAACGUAGCUGAAAUGAUGUUCCUGAUGGGCGUAGCGAUCGGAGGUUUGGUCUGUGGCUACAUAUCAGACAGGUUUGGUAGGAAAAGAACUUUGAUGUUCUCCUUGCUUGCUCAGAUUUUGCUUGGAGUUUCUAUUUCAUUGACUCCAUGGCUUCCUCUGUUUUUUAUAUUAAGGGCCAUCUUAGGUUUUUUCAGCUCCAGCAUGGUAUUCUCUGGCCUCGUAUUGUGCUUGGAGAUAGUUGGAGGGAAAUGGUUGACAAUAUGCGGUGUAUCAUACAUGUUCACCAUUCCUCUCUCUUACAUUAUCAUCUCAGGAUUAGCGUAUAUAACCAGGAAUUGGAGAAUCCUUCAACUGACUAUAUCCCUAACAGCUGUGCUGCUUAUUCCACUAUACUGGAUUGUACCUGAAUCACCAAGGUGGCUUUUAACUUCUUGCAAAAAAGAAAGAGUCAAAGAUGUACUGCAAAAGGCUGCAGAGUUUAAUGGCAAACCUCUACCAGAUAACACAGAUGAAUUGAUUGAACAAAGCAUGGCCGACAGAGGAGAUGAACCUCCAAAGGUGAGAGUUAAGGAUUUGUUUAGUACCAGCUACAUGAGAAAAAUAACUUUGGUGCUAUAUAUUGUUUGGUUCUGUGAAUGCCUCUUAUACUUCGGACUCGUACUAAAUCUUUCCACUAUUGGCGGUGAUAUUUACAUUAAUUCUGUAAUAUCAGGAAUAGUUGAAUUGCCUGCUGUUGCCUUGAGUAUUAUUUUGCUGCUCAAGCUCGGCAGAAGAUGGCCACUGGCAUUGGCCAUGGCAGGUGCUGGUGCUGCGUGUCUCUUUUCAACCCUUUUCAAUAAAGAUGAUGUAGUCCAUUUGGUACUGAUAAUGGCUGGUCGAUUUCUAAUCAGUUCACCAAAUAUUACUAUACUAAUAUACACAGCUGAACUGUAUCCAACGAUAAUAAGGAAUCUCGGAUUGGGUUCUGCAAAUGUAGCUGCAGGCAUUUCUCUCAUGUUGAUACCAUAUAUCUGGAUUAUGGCUGGAGUUGAUGAGAAUUUACCAAUGAUUGUUAUUGGACUUGGUGGCGUUUUAGGAGGUUUGGCUACUUUACUUCUUCCAGAGACAGCAGGCUUAACUGAGAGUUUAGAAAAAAGUUAGGAAGUCUCUUCUGAAAUAGGAAGUGUUAUUGAAAUCGAUCCUUACACGGAGGACUGUAAAAAUAACAGUCUGAAAUAUCAUUUUCGGGUUGUUUAUUAUCAUUAUGUCCAAACAAUGGUGAUCGAUUUCUAACACCUGAUCAAUUAUACGAACUUUGCUCAGCAGUUCUUAACAAUUAUUCCUUAUUAUCAAAGUUAUCAUUAUAAAAUCAACAAAAAUAAUAUAAAACUCAUAUCUUGGUGAAAUAGCUAAAUGGCCGCCGAAAAUCAUAUAUUUUCUUCCUGUUCUCCUGCCAUUCCCUAGCUGGUUGUACAUUCUUUCCGAAAAUUGGUACAUUUUCAAAACGCCGUGGGAUGAAGGACAAUUUGUUAAAAAUCGGGACUGUCCCACCAAACUUGGGACCUCUGGUUACCUUAGUUUACUAUCUACUAUUUUUUAGUUGAUUUGAUUUAAAUUUGGAGAUUGAUUAUUUUGAUUACUUAUGAUUUACUAACAGUACCAAUUCUGUAAUUUUAUAAAUAAAAAAUAAAUAAUCAAAAUUAUAACAUAUCAAAUGCAUAUUAUAGACUAAUUGUUACUGUUAGAUUGGAUUUUAAGACUUAAUUUUACAUCGUGGUUAUAGAUUUGAUUUUCUAUUGAAUUUUAUUAAAUAUUUACUAUUCUAAAUUAACCUCAUGUUGAGUUAAUGCAAUUUUAUUGAUUUGGUUUUUAAGAUAAAAUAUUAGCAGUUGAUAAAAAAUGAACAAGUACUGAACAUUGCUUCUCCUAUAAAUUUAGAAAAACUGCUACUAGCUCAAAAUUAUUUAAAGUAAGAGGAAUUUUAUCCUUGAGGAUAUUUCUAUUUAUUUUUAUGUUAUAACUUGCUUAAGUAAUUCAUCUGUUAAUUUUUAUUCAGGAUUUUCAUUAAUUAUAGAUACUCAAAUAAUACUUAUACUCCUUCAAGGAUAUCUAAGUGCAUCUAACUAUAUCGUAAAAGAAACUUAAAAAAUAUAUAAAUAUAGUCAGUUAUAGUUUUAUAAUACUUUUUUAAGUUGCCAAGUUUUAAGGUAUAAUUAUGUAUUAUUUUUU
Nezara viridula (southern green stink bug) is the source of this 2922-nucleotide messenger RNA. NCBI's taxonomy places the organism in Eukaryota, Metazoa, Arthropoda, Insecta, Hemiptera, Pentatomidae. The record is from the annotation of a GenBank genome assembly.